Messenger RNA from Porites evermanni, 607 nucleotides. Lineage: Eukaryota; Metazoa; Cnidaria; Anthozoa; Scleractinia; Poritidae. The record is from the annotation of a GenBank genome assembly.
CCCUCCUUGUUUUUGGCUAAUUUACAUAAGAUUACCAAGUCAAAUUUGGGGUGACUUGUGCAAGUUAUUUCUCCUACCUCUGGCCAGUUUUCUGUGCAGCAACUACCCUUAUCUAUAUGCAGAGCAAAUCAAACCACCUGCCCAACAUAAUUAGAAAUACCCUAGAAGCAAUCACCAGAUGGCUGUCGGAAAUUUCCUAACCAGGAUGCACUACGAAUGAGGGGCUGCUCAACAAACCUGAAGUUUAAGCCAGCACCACAUAAACCAUCAAACCAAAGGAGAAGACGGAGAAACGUUAUUUGGUUCAACCCACCAUUCAACAGAAAUGUGCAAACAAACAUUCGAAGAAUGUUCAUCAACCUAAUUAAUACAUGCUUUCCACUUGGCCAGAAAUUGAAAAAAAAUAUUUAAUAGAAACACUUUGAAAUUAAGCUAUUCUUGCACACCCAACAUCAAGCAGGUUAUUGACGGCCAUAACAAAGCCAUUCUCAAGAAAUCCUAUACAUCUGAACAAGAUCAGACCACAAGGAUGUACAACCGUUGCAACCAAAAUGACUGCCCGUUAAAAGGCGAAUGUUUGCAGAAGGAAAUCGUUUACCAAGCCACU